Messenger RNA from Diatraea saccharalis (sugarcane borer), 3576 nucleotides. Lineage: Eukaryota; Metazoa; Arthropoda; Insecta; Lepidoptera; Crambidae. The record is from the annotation of a GenBank genome assembly.
AUGCUGUCUGUGAGACCGGUUCAAGAUAGACUCUACAAUUUUAAAUUUCUAAAGGAGAAAUUUGAGAAGACGAGGCCUGUCGGCGGGCUCCAGCGCAGCGCGACACAUGCCGAGAUGCCGCACCGCGGGGGCACCAUUGCCGAAAGGCUGGCGGCUCUCCAGGCAGCCGGCGCGAACGACUGGCGUGCGAGGGUUUGCCGCCUGAGUCCUGAAAAGGAGGACUCCAAGGCCAUCGAGAGGGCCAAGAACAGGAUUAAUGAAACUCUGAAUGCGGCUGUUGAUGAAAAGAAAAAAGUCCAGAUAGAUGACAACGAAUUGGGUCAGAACAUUCUAGCCGAUAGGCGAAACAAGCUAGAGACAGCCGCUCAGGGAUGGCGCAAGCGCGUGCCUCAGAACGAUGCGAAUAUGUUCACCGUAGCGGGACGGUUAGAGCGAGACAAAGUGCCGACAGCGACUCCCCCUCUCACUCCCCCGCCGGUGACGCCGCCCACGCCCCUCGCUCCGCCCACCACUGUCGCUUCGCCCGCUGUAACCACACCCGCUGUGCCAACACCGAACAAGUUCAGAUCACGCAAGCAGAACUCGCCUACGAACGGUUUCGGGUCCGGACCUCUGCGGUCCGCUUCAUGCGCGGUAGUGAGCGCGGUCGUGAACAAGCCCAGCGAGCCCGCGCGGUACGACCGAGACUCGUUCAAGCGGAGUCACUCGGUCAGCGAAAAUAUCACCGGCCGACUAGACGAAAGCGAGGAAUCCCCGGGCGCCGAGAAGACUGGGUGUCCCGUGUUAGUGCCGCGAGCGGACGACGAGACUUUCCACGCGUUCUUCGCGCCAUUGCAACAACAGAAUCAAACCCAGUACCACGAGGAUGUAGACCUGGACGCCAUCGAUAGCGGCUCUAGGCAACUACUUGCCAGCGAGUGGGCGCGACGUGCCAAACGUGAGAGGCGACACGUUGCAUCCAGGAAUCCUCUACGAGCUCUGGCGGCGCGCACUGAUAUACGUCAGGAAUAUUUACCGCCCCCUUCAACAAUACGAGAUCAACUUAUCAAAGAGAAAGUGACGGCGAACUGUGGUCUAGCAGCGGAAGCGCUCGCUGCGCUGGCUACGAAGGAGGACUUCUCUAACGUGGCGCUGCGCAGCGCAUCCGCUGCCAGCGUGCCCGCGCUUGCGUAUGCGCACGCGCAGAAACCGCUCAUGCUGCUCCACGUCAAGGGCAGAAGACGAAUUCAGACGAGACUCGUGGAGCCAGUGCACACAAAUGUGAACAGAGGUGAUUGCUUCAUCCUCACAACCACUGAACAAGUGUAUCUCUACAUUGGUCUCUAUGCCAACGUCAUAGAGAGGAAUAGAAGCACCGACAUUGCUCUCCAUAUUCACAAAACCAAAGAUCUAGGCUGCAAAUCUUUAACCGACAUCAUAAAGAUAGACGAACAAACCAAAAACUUCUCGAAAAAGCAUUGGAACCAAUUUUGGUCACUCCUCGGCGUUACAGAGUCCGUAGAAGAUUACAAACCCGUCGAAACCGGCCACGCCGACGAAGACGAAAUCUACGAAUCCUGCAUAGUCCAAACGAACAUGUGCUACGAGGUCAUAGACGAUGAAUUGGUCCCUAUAAAGGAGUAUUGGGGUCAAAUGCCAAAGAUAGCAAUGUUGAACCAAUCGAAGAUCAUUGUGUUCGAUUUCGGCUCUGAAAUGUACAUUUGGUACGGGAAGAAUGUACCUCUAGAAAGUAGAAGAAAAGCUGCUCAACUAGCUCAAGAGCUGUUCGACGAAGGGUACAAUUAUGAAGAGUGCCAUAUCAAUCCUCUAAACGCAGCAACCCAUCAAGGUGCAAGAGAUUUAGAAUCCAAUGGCGUAAUUAAAACAUCUAAAACUCGUCCCGAAUGGGCAAUCCUAUCAAAAGUGACCCAACACAUGGAAACUAUACUGUUCAAAGAGAAAUUCCUCGACUGGCCUGAUUACACGCGAGUGAUUAAAGUGAAACCGGCUGAAAACAAAUCCAAUUCAGUAGAAAUAACCCCUUGCGACGCCGAAGAGAUGUGGUCGAAUGAAUACCAGGAUCCUGAUCUCAUUUUAGAAGGAUCCCAUAUCGGAAGAGGCACGCAUUACUACGACAAAGAAACCAUGAGACACUACAAUAUUAAAACUAAGACCGUAUCGAAAUGGGUUAUACAGGAAUACGACUUCCAGAAGGUCGAAAACGAUUCGGAAAUUGGGGAAUUUUUCUCUGGUGAUAGUUAUAUUAUCCGUUGGGAGUAUCAGAUAACGGUUACCGGUCGAGAAUUAAACGGGAAACCAUCGAAGCAUAACGUGACUGGGCGUGAUAGAUGUGCUUACUUCUGUUGGCAAGGUAAAGACGCUUCGCCUAACGAAAAAGGGGCAGCUGCUUUACUCACCGUGGAAUUGGAUAGAGAGAAAGGUCCCCAAGUUAGAGUAGCGCAAGGAAACGAACCGCCAGCAUUCCUUAACUUGUUCCAAGGCAAUUUAGUAAUCCAUCAAGGGAAGCGAGACACAGAUAAAAGCAGAUAUCGUUUGUUCGUAACCCGAGGGAAUCUCUCCAACGAAGCUUAUUUACUCCAAGUGCCGUGCUCAGUGCGACAGUUGCGAAGUCGAGGUUCUUUAUUAUUGGCAGACACGGAGAAAGGUCGCCUUUACAUAUGGCACGGAGCGAGAAGCUUGAAACACACUAAAAACAUAGCUAUAGAGCUUGCGAACAAACUGAUUGCUAGGAAAUGCAGUUAUCUGUUUAAGGAGAACGCUUCCAAUGUCGAAAUUACUGAAGUGAAAGAGGGGGAGGAGCCUAAGGAAGUGUUAGAAGCGUUGGGUGUUGCUAAUAAGCAACAUUAUAGUUCUGUUCUGGGGGCGGGUAUAGACGUGGGGGGCGAUUGUAGUCCCAGAUUGUUCCAUUUCACUGAUCUCGGGGGUCAAUUCGAAGCGAAUGAGGUGCUGUCGCCGCUGAGACACGAGAAUCUGGUGACACCCUUCCCUUUUGAACAAAAGGAGUUGUAUUCUGCUUCGCAACCAGCCCUGUUUCUUUUGGACGACGGCAAGAUAGUGUGGCUGUGGCAAGGGUGGUGGCCGCGUGGAGAGGAUGGAGAGCUUGAACCAGCUGAGAGGAACGCCGGCGUGGGCGCGUUCGCUGCGCGGUGGCAGAGCAUGCGCGCGGCGGCGUUGCGCACGUGCGCUUCGUACUGGCGGGUGGCGGGGCGCGGUGACGUCACCGCCGCCGACGUGCGCGUCAUCGCCGCCGGACUGGAGCCGCAACAGUUUACCGACCUAUUCGACACGUGGACGGAGCACGACGACGCCGCGGACGCUAACAUCGCGCACGGGUAUAAGGCCGGCGACGCGAUAUCCGGUGAAUAUGAGCUGUCUCGUCUCACCAGUAAAGCGGCGGUACUUCCACUAGCUGAGUUACAACAGAGACCGUUACCUGAACACGUGGACCCUAACCAUCUCGAGCGGCACCUCUCCGAUACAGACUUUCGGGAGGCCUUCGGAAUGACCAAAGAGGAAUUCUCCGCGCUGCCCGCAUGGAAACAAACCAACAUGAAGAAGGACGUUGGUCUAUUUUGA